AUGGGCAGUGAGAGUAUAUGGCAACGUGCCAAAUCUGUGUUCUCCGGCCAACGCUACCAUGGUGUUCCCAGCGAUCGAACAGAGAAAACAAGCCCCAAAUGGUCCAAUCAGAUAGAGGGGCAGGAAAAUAUCGAGGGAAAUACUGAGGCAGAGGCCAUUGGGCACGAGUCAUCAAGCCCCCAGAAGCCACAUUGGAUUAAUGGCGUCCUUCUCUGUGCUAAGGCAACCACUGUUCUGCUUCUGCUGAAUCUCAUCUUCAUUGCCGUCGCUGCUGGGUUAUCCAACAGAAACGCGGAGAACAGUGCAUUCUCCAGCUUUCAAGUAAUGUAUCAGGGCAGCUGUGCCUUGUCCAAACGAUGGAACAUCGCCCUGCACUUGAUAAUCAACGUACUCAGUACUGGAAUCUUGGGUGCUAGCAACUACUGCAUGCAGUCACUAGUCGCGCCGAGUCGGGAAGAGGUUGAUAAAUAUCACGGGCGAGGUCGAUGGCUUGACAUCGGGUGCUCGAGUGUGAGGAAUCUCUUUGUCAUUGGACGAUCGCGGCUCGCUCUGUGGCUGGUGUUGCUUGUCACGGCGACACCAUUUCAUCUGUUGUACAACGCGAUGGUUUUUGAAUCCGUGGCCAUAAACGAGUUACACGUUGUUGUGGGACCUGGGGAUUUGAAUUCUACCAACGUCGCGAGCUUGAAGACUCCUGCCCUUGAUCAGUGCUUCAGCAUUGUCCCGGUGUUUCCUGGCGGGGAUGCUUCUGUAUAUCGGGGUGCUAAUGUUGACAGCGAUGAUCUCACCAGCUCAUAUUUGUCAGAUGUUACGGAGGAUGGGUACCCCGAGGGUGAGUUGAAUUGGCAUGACUUUGCCUCUGAUAUUGCGCGGGGGGAUUAUGAGCGCCUGGAUACUCAGCAAUGUAUGCAUCUGCAGAGUUUCGGAAAAAACGGGGGCGCAAAAGUGAUGGUCGUGCUCACGAAUUCGUUGUCUGUGAGCCAAGGUGGGAAUACUGCGAUACUCUCGGUGGGCCAAAAAGGUAGCCUGUACCAGGGCGAUAAGGACCUCAGGUACAUCGUGGAUGGAUCCGAAUUCGCUGGCAAGACCUUAAUGAUAAAUAUCCUUGACUCUGGUCGAGCCCAUUACUACACAAACGACAAUUUCACGCAAAAGGCCUGUAUUGACACUCUGGAUGAGAGUUCCUGCUCGGAUGCCUAUGAUAUGUUCAACUGGGCCAACCUUGAUGUGGAGCAGCCGACUCUUGAGAGGGUUAAUCAAUACAUCCAGGCUAACACCACAUCUGACAUCGCGGCCAGUGGCUAUGUGACUACUUGCGAUGGUACAUCAAUAAAUGAAUCAAAGACUUAUAGCGUCGACGGAUGUCUUGUGAUCAAAUCUGAAAACCGAUGCCAGCUGCUUUACAGUCCACCGAUUUGCAUUAUCAUUGCUCUCGUGACUUUCAUAAAAGUCGUAGCAAUGUUCCUGGCAGCAAGGAUAGGUCGUCAUCGAUCGCCACCUUUGCUCACCGUGGGCGAUGCUGUGGCGUCGUUUAUGGAGAAGCCAGAUUCCACCACGCGGGGGAUGUGCUGGUUAUCCAACGCUGAUGUCCGUCGUGGAGCAUGGAAGGUGUCUCAAAAGACAGAGGACUCUGCCGAGGAGCCUUUGGAAGGGGGUCAGCGAGAGCCGAUGGUGUACAAGCGGUUAUCGCGACCCAAGCACUGGAUGCAGGCCUCGAGCCUCCCACGCUGGAUAACGACCCUUGUGUUGUGCUUAGCAUGUAUUGCCGUCGGAGCAUUCCUCUUCGAGCAGGCCCUCGCCCCGCGAGGAGGAGGUCCCUGGGUGACGACAAGCGCGCUUCAUGAAAUGUGGAAAGAAGGGUUCUCCGGGGGCUCCUCUGAAUUCGUCGACCUGAAAGGGACACUGCCCACGUUGAGCUCUCUGGUGAUAGCCAAUAUACCGCAACUUAUCAUCACAGUCAGCUAUUUCUUCUACAACAGUGUGCUGACCAGCAUGCUGGCGACUGCCGAAUACAGCUCCUACGGGGCAAGUUCGAAGCCCCUUCGAGUGACAUGGCCUGUCAAAGACAGUAUGCAGCAGUCAACGUACUGGCUAUCUAUGCCAUAUCAGUACGCAGUCCCCCUGCUGGUGAUCUACAUGGUCCUCCACUGGUUGAUUUCCCAGAGUAUAUUUUAUGUUCGGGUCAUGGCAUAUGACUGGAUUGGUCGACCCAUUUACCAGUUCUCAGUUAGCUCCCUGGGCUAUAACCCUAUGGCUAUCUUUAUUUCCAUCCUUGUGGGUUCUUUCAUGGUCUGCUUGUUGCUUGGACUAUCAUUCAAAAAGUUCAAGUCUGAAAUACCGCUGGCGGGGUCUUGUAGUGUUGCGAUUAGUGCUGCAUGCCAUGUAACUAAAGACGAGGCUUUGGAUCUUGCAGUUAGAGGGCUGGUGACGUGGGGUGAAACAGUGGCAUCGCCAUUGUGGGCGGGGGGGUUUGGUGAAAUUGAGGACGACAAGGGGCAUUGUAGUUUUACAUCUUUGGAGACAGUGAGACCUUCAUUGAGCAAGAUGUACGCCUAA
Molecule: messenger RNA, 2556 nt
Organism: Penicillium samsonianum
Lineage: Eukaryota; Fungi; Ascomycota; Eurotiomycetes; Eurotiales; Aspergillaceae
Exons: 3
Coding region: 1-2556 (851 amino acids)
Source: RefSeq, a predicted model, not a curated record